Messenger RNA from Ceutorhynchus assimilis (cabbage seed weevil), 1400 nucleotides. The record is from the annotation of a GenBank genome assembly. Lineage: Eukaryota; Metazoa; Arthropoda; Insecta; Coleoptera; Curculionidae.
UGGCUUUCCUGCCGCUCAGCUGCCUAUUAAUAACUUUUUGUGGCAUAAUUAUUUUACAUAAUUGAUAAAUUUAUUGUAUUUUAAUAUUGUAAAAGUAUCAAAUAGGUUUAGUAUAGUAUUAAUGUUUUGGUUGUGGUGCUUGACAUUUUUCACCGGAAACAUGAAUUUGGUCCUACUGUUAACAGGCCUUAUAUUGGGCAAUUCUACAACCAAUAUUAAUGAUUUUAACAAUAAUCAAAUAGAAGAAAACUUGUCUUUACAACGAACAUGGAGUGAGUACAAGGUCGAAUUUGGUAAACAAUAUGAGAGUAACGAAGAAGAAUUUUUGAGAAUGGAAAUCUUUGAAAGAAAUUCUAAAAUGAUCGAUAAACAUAAUGAACUUUUUAGGAAAGGUACUUUCAGCUACCAGUUGGGUCACAAUCAAUUUUCUGAUAUGUCCCAUCAGGAAUAUCUAGAAAAAAUCCUCAACAUCGAAGAUAUCACUAAUGAACCAACAGUUAAAGCAGAACCGACAGUACAAUAUAAUUGGAAAGGAGACCCAACAGUUAAAGCAGAUCCCACAGUACAAUAUGAUAAUUGGAAAGCAGAUCCAACAGUAAAAGCUGAUCCAACAGUUAAAGCCGAUCCUACAGUUAAAUAUGAAGAUUUCAAUGAUGAAUACGAGAACCCUGGAGAAUUUACCUUUAUGCCACCUGAAAACUACGAAGUACCAAUAAGCAUAGAUUGGAGAUCACAUGGGGCCGUAACUCAAGUCAAAGAUGAAGAACAUUGCGGUGCUUCUUGGGCAUUCAGUGCGACUGGUGCCCUUGAAAGUCAACUUUUCCGCAAAACCCACCACCUGAUCCCGCUCAGCGAACAAAACCUGAUCGAUUGCACGGGCCAUUACGGCAACCACGGUUGUCGUAACGGUACAGCCAUCAACAGCUACAGAUACGUCGUCCACAAUCGAGGAAUCGACACCAACAUCACCUAUCCGUACCAUGGCAAGCAACAAUGGUUCUGUCGCUACAAGAAAUUCGCCAAUAACCCUACAGUACGUGGCAUCGCCCAUAUAGCUGUAGGCAACGAAACUAGCUUGGCUGUUGCUGUAGCUUCAGCAGGUCCCGUUUCAGUAGCAGUGGACGCCAGAAGCCAGAAGUUUAGGUUUUAUAAAAACGGAGUUUUUGACGAGCCUCAUUGCAGUACUCGUAAUCCUAACAGGGAACUGUUGGUUGUGGGUUACGGAAGGUCGUUUUGGGUUGUGAAAAAUUCUUGGGGUAAAGGUUGGGGCCUUGGAGGGUAUAUUUAUAUGUCGAGGAAUAGGGGUAAUCAGUGUGGAAUCGCAACUAGAGCUGUUUUUCCUUUAGUCUAACCUUUUUGUAUUUUGUGAAAAUAUAAAUAUGUUUUAUAUUCAAAAGAAU